AUGAGUCUCAAAGAUACAUUUUCUUUGGAAGAUAAUGGUGCUUUUCAUCAGUGACCUACGAAGGAUGGACGAGGACAGAGACCUCAUGGCUGCGAGGAUAUUGGACCUCACCCUAGAGAUCAUCUACCUGAUAACUGGAGAGGAUUACACAGUAGUGAAGAAGUCGUCUGGUGAGUGUGUGACACCCCAUGUGUUAGGAGAAUGGAGCAGGACCCCGGGGGCCAUCACCGAGACUCCACCUCAUUCACUGAUACAUGAGCAGAAGAUCCUAGAACUUACCACCAGGAUCACUGAGCUGCUGACCGGAGAGGUUCCUAUAAGAUGUCAGGAUGUCACUGUCUAUUUCUCCAUGGAGGAGUGGGAGUAUUUAGAAGGACACAAGGAUAUGUACAAGGAUGUCAUGAUGAAGGAUAACCAGCCCCUCACAUCACCGGAUGCGUCAAGUAAAGGAAAAUCCCCACAGAGAUGUCCCAGUCCUCUAUAUUCUCAGGAUUGUUUACAAGAAAAGCAAAAUGUCCUACUGGAUCAUCAGGAAAGUUAUGGCGGAACAACAAGUGGAGCAGAGAUCCCCUUAUCAGUGUCAGUGGAUGGUGAAGAAUGGAUAGGAGGCUUCCAGGAACAUACUUUGUAUGAAGUAGAUGAUAAUCAAUCAAAAUUUGGCAAAAAUAUAACCGAACAUGGACUGGGAAAAUUUUUUGCAUGCCCUGAAUGUGGAAAGCUUUUUAAAAAGAAAUGCAAUCUUUCCAGGCACGAAAGAAUUCACAUCAACGAGCGGCCAUUUACGUGUUCAGAAUGUGGGAAAUCUUUUACUCAGAAGUCAACUCUUGUGAUACAUCAGAGAAUUCACACAGGAGAGAAGCCAUUUUCAUGUUCAGAAUGUGGGAAAUGUUUCAGUCAGAAGGCUGUUCUUGUUGUACAUCAGAAAUCUCACACAGGAGUGAAGCCAAAUUCGUGUUCAGAAUGUGGGAAAUGUUUUAGCCAUAGAUCAACUCUAAUGAAACAUCUAAGAAUUCACACACAGGAGAGGCCAUAUUUGUGUUCGGAAUGUGGGAAAGGUUUUAAUACUAAAUCAGAUCUCAUGAAACACCUGACAACUCAUACAGGGGAGAAGCCAAAUUCAUGUCCUGAGUGUGGGAAAUGUUUUAGUAAAAAAUCAAGUCUUGCGGAGCAUGUACGAAUUCACACAGGAGAGAAGCCAUACUUAUGUCCUGAAUGUGGGAAAUGUUUUAUCCAUAAAUCAGAUCUUGAGAAACAUCUAAGAAGUCACACAGGAGAGAAGCCAUUUCAAUGCACAGAAUGUGGGAAAUCUUUUAGCUAUAAAUCAGCUCUUGUGAUACAUUUGAGAAUUCACACGGGGGAAAAGCCAUAUUCAUGUUCCGAAUGUGGGAAAUGUUUUAGACAGAGAGCAGGUCUUGUGAGACAUGUGAAAAAUCACACAGGAGAGAUGUCAUAUUGAUGUACAUUAUUUAGGAAGUUCUAUAACCAUGAAACAAGUCUUUUGGAACAUCUAAAAUCUUGCACUGGAGAAAAGCCAUUUUAAUGUUCAGAUCAUGUGAAUAUGGCAGAUAUGGAGCUCUGUUUUAGGACCUGCUUCCUCAGGAUGUCUUCUGAUGUGUAACCUAAAAUUGCUGUCUAAGAUUUGAAAAUCAUAGUUACUUUCCAGCAACAAAAAGUACCAUACCUGAUCACAGGUUGUAUGCAGUAUUGAGGUUCUCCCCUUCACUUCAGUAGAGCCAAGCUGCUUAGUUUUUCUAAUCCUUUACAACCCUUUUAACCCCUUCCCGAAUGAUGAUGCACAUGUAUGUCAUGGAAUGUCAUUGAGCACCAUGUCAUACGUGUAACUCACAAUGAUCGCACAGGCUCACAUGCUGUGCCUUUAUGAUCACCACAAGAUGUUGGCAGUGAUUUAUAGCCAGACUCCAAGUUUUAACAGAAGAGAUUAAACAAACCUCUGCUGCCAGAUAUUCAACCUUUUAGAAGUCACAGUCAAUAUAGAAAGCAGUAUCUGAGCAGGUAGCUAGACAGGUAUGUUGCCAAUGUGUUGCUAGGGCAGCAGGAGACCUAACAUGUAAACAUGUGUAAAGCAGCGUAAAUUAAAAUCUUUAAAAAACAAAUAUAUCAUUUUAACAAUAAAUUAUGGAUUUAUUUGGAAAUGCUCUCAUAGAUGUCUGCUGCUACGCUCCCCAACUUCCUGGCCAUGUAGCAAGUAACUACCAAGCCAAAGUCGCCACAGAAUAAAACAAUCAGAAACCAUCCUAACUUUUUUUUGCCUGGGAUCUCUUUGAGAUCUCAAAGAAGGCUUGUCCCUACUACUCCAGGCUCAUGAGUGUCUGUGUGACUGAACAGCAAUCGGUUGAUUACUGAAUAUUCUCUUUAAUCCUCUUUCUCCUAAUAUGGGAGGAACUAUAAAUUUUUGUUCAUGUUUUUUCAUGUCCACUUGAAGUGGACCCUGUUUUUGCAUGUUAUUGCUAAAAACUGAUCACCUACUGCCAUUUACACUAUUGGGAACUCCUUUAGCUCUGGAUACUUCAUACUUGGGGUCACCACCCUCUUCCUUAGGG
This is a messenger RNA of Bufo gargarizans (Asiatic toad), 2561 nucleotides long. Its product is annotated as zinc finger protein OZF-like. The record is from RefSeq and is a predicted model, not a curated record. The transcript has 6 exons. Lineage: Eukaryota; Metazoa; Chordata; Amphibia; Anura; Bufonidae. The coding region runs from base 35 to 1456 and encodes 473 amino acids. Gene Ontology annotation, molecular function: DNA-binding transcription factor activity, RNA polymerase II-specific; RNA polymerase II cis-regulatory region sequence-specific DNA binding. Gene Ontology annotation, cellular component: nucleus. Gene Ontology annotation, biological process: regulation of transcription by RNA polymerase II.